UCUCCAUGGUGACGCGGGGAGAACGCUCCCGUGGACGGGGAGCCGGGACUGCGGCAGGGACAGCGCCGGGGCCCGGGAGCAGCUCCUCGGGGCUGGACACCUUCCCUGGAAUAAAAAAGCCCCGGGACCCCCCGGGACCCCCCGUCCGGCCGGGCAGCGCUGAGGGGGGUGAAGCCAAUGGACAAGGAAGAGGACAAAGAUCACGCACCCCCAGACAAUGAGAGAAGCAGUACAGAGGACUGUCUGCCAGAGCUGAAGAAAAAGGAAAAAGAAGCCAAGCGUGUUAUCAAAACUAUCCAGUGGACCACAGGCAACAACUUCACAGUGGAGAGAGGGCGGCAGCAGAUUGAAGAGCUCAUUUCUCACUGCCCUCAAGUCACCUCUACUGGACAGAGGGAGUCUCAGUGUGAUGCCUUUAUUCGACAGACAUGGGACAUUCACAAAAGCUGGCUUCACCACUCUGAAUUUCUUGAGGAAGAAGAACUGAAGGACAGCAAGAGGUACCAUUACAGAGCUUGCUGGGGCAUCCCAACACGCAGAAAACCCAUCCCACGAGCAACAGCAAGUGUCUACUUUGUUAUAGUGAUCUCCAAACUCAAACCUGACACCUCGCCUGUGGAGGUUUUCUUCAGACUGGAGUCCAGCAGGCUGAUUCGCAGGCCAGAAGAGUGUCAGUUUAGAGAAAAGUGGCUUCAGGACAUUAUUGAAAAUAAAAUAAUCCUCAUAGAAAGACUUGGUUCCCAAUGAGCAGCUCCAAUUCACCAUCACCAAUGCUCUGUUGUGGAGAACCAAAUAAACACCAUGAAGAAAGAAAA
Messenger RNA from Neopelma chrysocephalum (saffron-crested tyrant-manakin), 815 nucleotides. RefSeq names its product A-kinase anchoring protein 14 (gene AKAP14). The record is from RefSeq and is a predicted model, not a curated record. The transcript is spliced from 6 exons. Gene Ontology annotation, cellular component: cAMP-dependent protein kinase complex. Gene Ontology annotation, molecular function: protein kinase A regulatory subunit binding. NCBI's taxonomy places the organism in Eukaryota, Metazoa, Chordata, Aves, Passeriformes, Pipridae. Bases 178 to 747 code for a protein of 189 amino acids.